Molecule: messenger RNA, 469 nt
Organism: Frankliniella occidentalis (western flower thrips)
Lineage: Eukaryota; Metazoa; Arthropoda; Insecta; Thysanoptera; Thripidae
Exons: 2
Coding region: 84-389 (101 amino acids)
Source: RefSeq, a predicted model, not a curated record
GUCACGAGCUCGGCGCCAACCGAGCGGUAUAAAGGGGCGAACAAUCGGGGUUGGAACUGUAGAGGUGCCCAACAUCUGACGACAUGAACCGAACACUCGUCAUCUGCAGCGUGCUGGUCGCGAUGGUGGCCGUGUUGGCGCUGGCCGCGCCCGCCGACAACAAUAAGUGGACGAAGAUGCCCGGAAGCCCGACCGAGCGCCGGACCGUCAAGGACGGCAUCGGCCAGCAGAUCGACUGGACCACCAACACCCACACCGGCCACCAGACCAACGGCUACCUGGCCCUGGGACAGAACGCGCACGCGUCACCAGAGCGCGUUGCGGGGCAGCCCAGCACCGGCGGCCAGCCCUCCACCAGCCAGAAGAAGAAGAAGGGCAAGGGCAAGUAAGGUGCCUGCCAGAGUAUUAACACAUGAGCACUCUCUCCAAAUGUGCUAACCAAUAAAAACAACAAUUGGAUAUUGAAAAA